CCCAAACCCUAGCAACCCCCCUCUUCGCCCUCUUCUCCCACUCAAUAAACACCUUCUUCCCAACCCUCCAACCCCAAACCCUCACCUACAUCCUAACCACACACUACCACAACCACGCCCCCUCCCCCAACACCACCACCACCAACACCAACACCCCCCUCUUCAACCUCAUAAUCGCCCUCGGUGCCCUCAUCGCCAGCAAAUCUACACCAUCCCUCCUCCCCCUCGCGGAAUCCCACUUCCAAACAGCCAUCCCCUCACUCCCAACAACCUGCGCCCACGCCUCCCGCACCGAAACUCUCGCCCUCCUCCAACGAACCCUCCUCAUCUGCGUCUACACCCUCCUCGAGCCCAGCGCAGGCGACGUCUGGCGACACCUCGGCUUCGCCAUCCGUCUCUUUCUCGACCUGUCCCACCGGCCUUCGAUGGAAGAGGACAAGGACCAUGCUGUGUUUUGUAUGCUGACUAGGACGUUGUAUACUCUCGAGAGUCAUGUGUCGAUUGCCUUUGGACGACCAAGCCUACUAGUCGUCGGAGACGACCUCCGUCGCGAACUCGUACAAAGAACCACAUCCACACAAGCAGAACAAAUCUCAAUCUCCUCCUACCUAAUCUCCCUCCUCAAACUCCAAAUCCACAACACGAUCCUCCAACACCACAACAAACCAACCACGACGACCACCACCCUAGCUCUCUCCCACGAGACUACACCAACCCUUCGAUCAACCUGCGAAACCUACCGCCAAACCCUCGACUCCUGGUCCGCAACCUGGCAACAAUCCACAACAUCCUCAUCCCCAACAACCUCCCCCGCCUCAAAAGACGCCCUCCUCGCCUGGGGCUCACUACACCACCACCACGCCCUCUCCCUCAUCACAACCCUCUGGCCAACACCAGGCGGAAACGCACUCACCAUCUGCGGCGGCGUAUCACAGGCCGCGUUACAGCUCCUCCGACACCAGCAGGUAUUCGCGAACCUUGCUUACGAGGAGGCGAAGGUAGGGGCACCGCUACCAGCCGAAGAAGAGGUUCUGAUAUUUCCUUUUGACUGGACAAUGAGCCACCUCGUAUUCCAAGCUGGUCUCCGUGCGAUGGGGGAGAAGGACACGACCUUACUGCCGACUAGUGAGAAGAAUCCGGCCCAGUGCCCGCCACUCCAGCAAUGUUUUUCAAUGCUAUUACUGCUGGAAGCUGACGCUUCCAAGCUUCUGAGAGGACAGUCCCUGGUCUUCGAGGCGCUCUCCGAGAAAAUCAACAUGUAGCA
Messenger RNA from Colletotrichum godetiae, 1264 nucleotides. RefSeq lists its product as uncharacterized. The record is from RefSeq and is a predicted model, not a curated record. Bases 426 to 1262 code for a protein of 278 amino acids. The transcript has 3 exons. Lineage: Eukaryota; Fungi; Ascomycota; Sordariomycetes; Glomerellales; Glomerellaceae.